Molecule: messenger RNA, 381 nt
Organism: Coregonus clupeaformis (lake whitefish)
Lineage: Eukaryota; Metazoa; Chordata; Actinopteri; Salmoniformes; Salmonidae
Product: UPF0728 protein C10orf53 homolog
Source: RefSeq, a predicted model, not a curated record
AAUUAAUCCAGGACAUUGAAGAAGUUUAGUUGGUAAUAGGUGUUAUCAGCAAUAGUAACAAUGCCUCAAAAUGCAAUAGUUAUCGUGCGCUACGGCCCCUAUGAAUCGUGUGGAAUCGUGGACCACAGAACGUUUCGUCUGAUUGGCCUCCAAGCUGCAUUGAAAGAGGAUGGACAUCGUGUCUUGGAAAAAAUGUCUGAUUGGAACAAGGUGGAACUUGAGGUCAAUGGAGAAUGUGUCUACACAUACAGCAUAAAACAGCUGGAGUUUGGAGGAGAUGGGAAACUGGACCCCCUAUGCAAGGAGGCCGUCGCUGCUGCUGCAGAAUGCAUACUGAGAUACACACCCACACUCUACCAGGAGAUUGGUCAAAGGGGAUGA